This is a messenger RNA of Salvelinus namaycush (lake trout), 975 nucleotides long. RefSeq names its product keratin-associated protein 4-5-like. The transcript has a single exon. The record is from RefSeq and is a predicted model, not a curated record. Lineage: Eukaryota; Metazoa; Chordata; Actinopteri; Salmoniformes; Salmonidae. The coding region runs from base 1 to 975 and encodes 324 amino acids.
AUGGCUCUCAUCUGCUGUUCCUGUUGCUGCUACCGCUGCUGCUACUGCUGCUGCUGCUGCUACCGCAACUGCUACCGCUGCCACUGCUUCCGCUGCCACCGCUGCUGCUGCUGCCACUGCUACCGCCACCGCCGCUACCACCGCCACCGCCGCUACCACUGCUGCCGCUGCCACUGCUACCGCUGCCACUGCUACCGCUGCUCCCGCUGCCACUGCUACCGCCACCGCCGCUACCACCGCCACCGCCGCUACCACCGCCACCGCCGCUACCACUGCUGCCGCUGCCACUGCUACCGCUGCUCCCGCUGCCACUGCUACCGCUGCUGCCGCCGCUUCCACUGCUACCGCUGCUGCCGCCGCUACCACUGCUACCGCUGCUGCCGCCGCUACCACUGCUACCGCUGCUGCCGCUACCACUGCUACCGCCACCGCCGCUACCACCGCCACCGCCGCUACCACUGCUGCCGCUGCCACUGCUACCGCUGCUCCCGCUGCCACUGCUACCGCUGCUGCCGCCGCUUCCACUGCUACCGCUGCUGCCGCCGCUACCACUGCUACCGCUGCUGCCACCGCUACCUCUGCUGCCGCCGCUACCGCUGCUACCACUGCUGCUCCCUCUGCCACUGCUGCUCCCACUGCUACCGCUGCUGCCGCUACCACUGCUACCGCUGCUGCAGCUACCACUGCUGCCGCUACCACUGCUACCGCUACCACUGCUACCGCUGCUGCCGCUACCACUGCUACCGCUGCUGCCGAUACCACUGCUGCCGCUACCGCUACUACCGCUGCUGCUGCUACCACUGCUGCUGCUACCACUGCUACCGCUGCUGCCGCUGCUGCCGAUACCACUGCUGCCGCUACCGCUACUACCGCUGCUACCACUGCUGCUGCUACCACUGCUACCGCUGCUACCACUGCUGCUGCUACCACUGCUACCACUGCUGCUGCUACCACUGCUGCCACUGCUACUGCUGA